Lathyrus oleraceus (garden pea) is the source of this 489-nucleotide messenger RNA. RefSeq lists its product as uncharacterized. The coding region runs from base 1 to 489 and encodes 162 amino acids. The record is from RefSeq and is a predicted model, not a curated record. The transcript has a single exon. Lineage: Eukaryota; Viridiplantae; Streptophyta; Magnoliopsida; Fabales; Fabaceae.
AUGAGUGAACCAAAGGCUUCUAAGAAAAACGUUGUGUUUAUAGAUGAAGUAGAGAGGCAAAAAGACCAGAAAAUGAAGGAUAAGGGAGAAGAUAAAGAUAAAGUUUAUGUUCCACCCUCUCCUUAUAAACCACCAAUUCCAUACCCGCAAAGACUUAAACAGAAAAAAAUUGAUAACCAAUAUAAAACGUUUAUAAAAGUGAUUGAGAAACUCCACAUAGAAAUCCCUUUCACCGAAGCCAUCACCCAGAUACCAUCUUAUGUUAAAUUCCUUAAGGACAUCUUAACCAACAAACGUAGGCUGGAUGAUCCCAAACCUUUAGAAUGCAACUCCAUUACUGAGAAUAAACUUGCUAAGAAGGAGAAAGAUCCCGGGAGCUUUUCCAUACCUUGUAUUUUAGGGAAUCAUGUUAUAGACAAAGCGUUCCUAGACUUGGGAGCAAGCGUAAGCCUGGUGCCUUUAGCAGUUUGUAGAAGGCUAAACCUAUGA